Equus caballus (horse) is the source of this 3117-nucleotide messenger RNA. RefSeq names its product delta like canonical Notch ligand 1 (gene DLL1). Gene Ontology annotation, molecular function: calcium ion binding; Notch binding. Lineage: Eukaryota; Metazoa; Chordata; Mammalia; Perissodactyla; Equidae. The record is from RefSeq and is a predicted model, not a curated record. Gene Ontology annotation, biological process: negative regulation of Notch signaling pathway; multicellular organism development; cell communication. Gene Ontology annotation, cellular component: plasma membrane.
CUUUUCCCCGUGCAUCCCCAGAGCGGCCGUCAGCGUCUAAGGGCGGAUCUAGGGAACCCCGGCCUCCGAAGGAGCCUGGAGCCGGAGCCGGGCUCGGGAAGACCGACGUCCGAUUAUCCCAGCCUGGGGCCGGGCGGCGGCGCUUCUCUGCCCACGCCCCUGGGGGCGCAGUCACCCCCCUGGCAUUCUCCGCUGUCGGGAGAAGAGGAACAGGGGGAGACACGGGAAGAGCGAGCGUAUCGAGCGGUCACCAUGGGCCGUCGGUGCGCCCUCGCCCUCGCCGUGGUCUCGGCCCUGCUGUGUCAGGUCUGGAGCUCCGGGGUGUUCGAGCUGAAGCUGCAGGAGUUCGUCAACAAGAAGGGUCUGCUGGGGAACCGCAACUGCUGCCGCGGGGGCGCGGGGCCGCCGCCGUGCGCCUGCAGGACCUUCUUCCGCGUGUGCCUCAAGCACUACCAGGCCAGCGUGUCCCCCGAGCCGCCCUGCACCUACGGCAGCGCCGUCACUCCGGUGCUGGGCGUCGACUCCUUCAGCCUGCCGGACGGCGCGGGCGCCGACCCCGCCUUCAGCAACCCCAUCCGCUUCCCCUUUGGCUUCACCUGGCCGGGUACCUUCUCUCUGAUCAUUGAAGCUCUCCACACGGAUUCCCCUGACGACCUUGCAACAGAAAACCCAGAAAGACUCAUCAGCCGCCUGGCCACGCAGCGGCACCUGACAGUGGGCGAGGAGUGGUCCCAGGACCUGCACAGCAGCGGCCGCACAGAUCUCAAGUACUCCUACCGCUUCGUGUGUGAUGAGCACUACUAUGGGGAGGGCUGCUCCGUCUUCUGUCGUCCCCGAGAUGAUGCCUUUGGCCACUUCACCUGUGGGGAGAGAGGGGAGAAAGUCUGCAACCCAGGCUGGAAAGGCCAGUACUGCACUGAACCCAUCUGCUUGCCAGGAUGCGAUGAGCAGCACGGGUUCUGUGACAGGCCCGGGGAAUGCAAGUGCAGAGUGGGCUGGCAGGGCCGGUACUGCGACCAGUGCAUUCGGUAUCCAGGCUGUCUCCACGGCACCUGCCAGCAGCCCUGGCAGUGCAACUGCCAGGAAGGCUGGGGGGGCCUGUUCUGCAACCAGGACCUGAACUACUGUACGCACCACAAGCCCUGCAAGAAUGGGGCCACCUGCACCAACACGGGCCAGGGGAGCUACACCUGCUCCUGUCGGCCAGGGUACACCGGGGCCAACUGCCAGAUGGAGAUCGAUGAGUGCGGCACCAGCCCCUGCAGGAACGGUGGGAGCUGUAGGGAUCUCGAGAAUAGCUAUUCUUGUACCUGCCCCCCUGGCUUCUACGGCAGGGUCUGUGAGCUGAGUGCCAUGGCGUGUGCCGAUGGCCCCUGCUUCAACGGGGGACGGUGCUCAGACAACCCUGAGGGCGGGUACACCUGCCGCUGCCCCGGGGGCUUCUCUGGCUUUAACUGCGAGAAGAAGAUGGACGCCUGUACUUCUUCGCCCUGUGCUAAUGGUGCCCAGUGUGUGGACCUCGGUGACGCCUACCUGUGCCGCUGCCAGGCCGGCUUCUCCGGGAGGCACUGCGACAACAACGUGGACGACUGUGCCUCCUCCCCAUGUGCCAACGGGGGUACCUGCCGGGAUGGCGUGAACGAGUACUCUUGCACCUGUCCGCCCGGCUACACGGGCAGGAACUGCAGCGCCCCCGUCAGCAGGUGCGAGCACGCUCCCUGCCACAACGGGGCCACCUGCCACGAGAGGGACCGCCGCUACCUGUGCGAGUGCGCCCGCGGCUACGGGGGCCCCAACUGCCAGUUCCUGCUCCCCGAGCCGCCCCCGGGCCCUGUGGUGGUGGACCUCACAGAGAAGUAUGUGGAGGGGCAGCCCGGGCCGUUCCCCUGGGCGGCCGUCUGUGCCGGCGUCGUGCUCGUCCUCAUGCUGCUGCUGGGCUGUGCCGCCGUGGUGGUCUGCGUGCGACUGAGGCUGCAGAAGCACCGGCCCCCCGCUGACCCCUGCCGGGGGGAGACGGAGACCAUGAACAACCUGGCCAACUGCCAGCGCGAGAAGGACAUCUCCGUCAGCGUUAUCGGGGCCACGCAGGUCAAAAACACCAACAAGAAGGCCGACUUCCACAGGGACCACGGUGGCGCCGAGCAAGACGGCCUCAAGGCCCGCUAUCCCACCGUGGAUUACAACCUGGUGCAGGACCUCAAGGGCGAUGACACCAGCAUCAGGGACCCUCACAGCAAGCGUGAUACCAAGUGCCAGCCCCAGGGCUCCGCGGGGGAGGAGAAGGGCACCCCGACGCUCAGGGGUGGAGAAGCAUCAGAAAGAAAAAGGCCAGACUCUGUAUAUUCCACUUCGAAAGACACGAAGUACCAGUCGGUGUACGUCAUAUCAGAGGAGAAGGACGAGUGCGUCAUAGCGACUGAGGUGUAAAAUGGAAGUGAGAUGGCAAAAUUCCCGUUUCUCUUAAAAUAAAUAAAAUUCCAAGUCUAUAUGCCCCAAUGAAUGCUGCUGAAAGAGGAAAGGGAGACCCCUUCAAGGACUGCUGCUGAGAAACUAAAUUCAGACUGAGCUGGUUCUCUUCCUGAAGUUAGCAAGUGACGUGACGAGCGGGCUGCGGGCCCAGCGAGUAUCGGAGGCGGCUUGUGCUGUCUCCUAGAUGUUCCCAUUGCACUAUGGACAGUUGCUCUUUAAAAAUUAUAUAUUUAAAUGAAUGGACUUAAGUUCUGCAUAAGAAGCAUGCACUGCCUGAAGUGUAUAUUUUGGAUUCUUAUGAGCCAGUCUUUUCUUGAAUUAGAAUCACAAACACUGCCUUUAUCGUCCUUUUUGAUACUAAAAUGUGUUUUUUUCUAGGUGGAAAAAAAAUGUGUGUUAUUUUUUGGACUUGUAAAAAUAUUUUUCAUGAUAUCUGUAAAGCUUGAGUAUUUUGUGAUGUUCAUUUUUUAUAAUUUAAAUUUUUGGUAAAUAUGUACAAAGGCACUUCGGGUCUAUGUGACUAUAUUUUUUUGUAUAUAAAUGUAUUUAUGGAAUAUUGUGCAAAUGUUAUUUGAGUUUUUUACUGUUUUGUUAAUGAAGAAAUUCCUUUUUAAAAUAUUUUUCCAAAAUAAAUAUUAUGAAUGACGA